Messenger RNA from Pelagomonas calceolata, 1827 nucleotides. The record is from the annotation of a GenBank genome assembly. NCBI's taxonomy places the organism in Eukaryota, Pelagophyceae, Pelagomonadales, Pelagomonadaceae.
AUGAUGCGUCUCCUCCUCUACGCCGCAGUAACGCACGCUUCCUCAAACCUGCAGACCACGACCAGCAGACCGCCGCCGGGCCCGCCGAAACCGCCGCCGCCGCCGCGCCGGUCGCCCUGGCCGAGCGACCCCGCGGCGCUCGUCAUGGAACGCGCCACGCCGAAGCAUUGGAAGGCCUGCUUCUUCUCCGCGUUACUAAUUGGUUCGGUCCGGUCGGCGGUUGUAGGGUGCCCCUGCGGCCUCUCUAAAUGGCUAAGUUAUAUCAGCGUCGACUGCGAGAGCCGGCGGGCGCGCUGGGUCUCCGUGGGCAUCGUCGCGUGCUUCUACGUUUUAGAGUGUGGCCGCUCAAGCACUUUAAGAUAUGUCCGGGACGUCCGCGCCGCCGAGGCCGUCGACGGCUUUUUGAAGAAUGCGUUAGAUGCUCCACCGGUAAUCACGUGGGCGGCGUCGUCGUACCACUACGAGCGCAGUCGGCGCACGACGGAUGCUUCAUCCAGGCGCGUCGUCACGUCGGUCAAUAGGGACGCGUGGAGCUUCGGCGCGUGGCGCGACGCGUCCGGCGGCCUCGAUGCUUUAGCCAGCAGGUGGCGCGACGCCUGCUUUACGGGUCGAGCAGCGCGACCGUCCCUCGUGAAAAUACGGUUAAGGAAAGCAUUGGUCUUCGACGACCGCGCGACGGAGCGGGACUACCACGGCCAGCUCGCGGCCUUCGCGCGGGCGCAUCGGCACCGCGACGUGCACCUGUCGGUCGAACAGUCUUACAGGUUAAAGGACUGGGAUCUAGACGAGCGCAUGUUGGGUGUCAGGCGGCCGCUCGGCGCGCCGGGCGCGCUCUGGACGCCGGGCGGCUUCUGGCUGUUUGCGGGUCUGGGGCUGACCGUGCCCUACCGCGCGCUGCUGGAGCGGCGCUGCGCCGUCGCCACGCUGGAGGUCGUGAAGCGCGUGCGGAGCCGGCGGCCGGAGGCGCCUGCUGGUUCUGACUAAUGUGCUGUUCGUUGUCCCGGUCGCGUCGAGUCGUCGACGGCGCAACGCUCCCCGCAGGCGGGAGAUGUAUGUUCACAGCACAUAACGAGCCUGAGUCGGAGAGCCGAGUGCGACCGUGACUCGGAAAAUACUAGUACCCGCACGACGCCGCCGACUAAUGUGUUGUGAAUAUUUAUAUGCUCGUAUGCCUGGGUCACGGGCGUCAACGCGAUCUACCCGUCCGUGCACUGCGAGGUGGAGUUCACCGGGCCGUCCGUCGCGGGCCCCCAGUACCUCCUCGAGGUCGAGGCCGACAAGUGCGACUCCGGCUGCACGCCCCAGCUGUCGAACCCGGUCCGGCUCAAGUCCGCCCUCGUGGCCUCGACGGCUGCUGGUGCUGCUACGGCCUUCGUGGGCGGGUCCGCGGCUGGCGCCAUCGAGUCGACGACCGGCGGGUCGGGUGCUGCUGGUUCGACGACGAUUAAUUUAGUGACCGGUGACGGCGUUAAGCUUGGUGACGGAUCGACCGAGCCCACCGCUCCCUUCUACAUCCUGAUCAACAACGAGGUGAUCAAGGUCACCGCCACUGCCACCAAUGGUGAUGCGCUGACCGUCGUGCGUGGCCAGGCAGGCACGACCGAUGUUACGCACAACGACGGGGACACGGUCGAAUUCCUGACCGCGGGCGUUUUCGGCGGCGGCGCGCACCCAGACAUCCUCUCUAACGUCAAGCAGACGGUCCCGGCCGACCACAAUUCCUACGAGUGCGGCCGCCGCGGCAAGUGCGACUACUCCUCCGGCGAGUGCGAGUGCUUCGAGGGCUACAUGGGCGACCACUGCCAGACGCAGACCGCGCUCAUCUAG